Messenger RNA from Anthonomus grandis grandis, 1186 nucleotides. RefSeq lists its product as uncharacterized. Lineage: Eukaryota; Metazoa; Arthropoda; Insecta; Coleoptera; Curculionidae. The coding region runs from base 271 to 1041 and encodes 256 amino acids. The transcript has 5 exons. The record is from RefSeq and is a predicted model, not a curated record.
UAUAUUUUAAGAUUUUACGUCACUAUUCUCAUAUUUUCGAGUUUUUAAAAAUAAUUCCGUGCCUUGAUGCAAUUUUUCAUUUCCAGCUGUUUCUUAUUUAUUGCCUGGAUGUAUCCCGAAAAAUCAUUGAAAAUUACAGAAUGGAAACUAUGGUAAGACCCUCUCUGAUAAAUCAAUAACUGCAAGGGAAUUAUUAUUUACUUGGCAACCACAACAGUUGUUGUCCCUACAUACACUCCCAAUAUCGUUCAUAUCGCGGAUUUUUUUACGAUGAUUUCCACACGAGAAAAUUUGCUGAUAAGACCCUGGCAGCAAAGAAAGUACGAAUAUCAUAAGAAGAAGGUUCUCUUAGCCACCCCGGUAAUAGAUACAAAGUCGCCUCCGUUUCGGGGUCAUGUAGCAUUAAAAUUAAAAAAAUUACAAAAAGAAAACGAGAGAACCGAAAAAAUCGAACGUGACAAUUUAAUUUUACUGCAAAAAUUGAGGCACAUCAUGACCACCCACUGGUCCGAUAACUAUUUAGCACCUCAACCGACUUUUUUGAGCAGAGUGGGGGUUUACAGGCCGGUAGAUUCUGGAAUAGAUUUAAAUGACUUUUCCAAGAGUCUGGAUUUUGAUGAAGUGGAUGCAUAUUCCAAGCCAAAAUGUAGAAAAGAAAAAUGCCUGGCUUGUGGUCCUAUUAAAUACGUUGAAAGUAUUAAAAUACCCGAAGAAAGGGUGCCCUGGGAACCUCAAAAAGCUGAAAUUACUAAAAGAAGGAGCAGGUCAGUCCCAUCAAGAAUAAGACCUGAAAGAGAUCAUUUAUCAACAAUACCAAAUAAACCAAAAACUGCAACAACAUUCAUUGAAUCCAAAAAAUUAGAUGAUAACGCCAAAGGGGUCAAAAAGGUGCCCAGUACAGAUUUCAGUAAAAAUUGUAUCUCCCUAUCCAGAGGUUCUUUGAAGUUGGACAUCAAUUUUCCUUCGGAUGCCAACGUUAAGUUUGAUCUACAUAAAAGGCAGAAUAAAAUAUGUAGAUGUUCCAGAGGCAUGAAAAAUUAGGAAAACAACCUCAACAAAAGCACGUCUCCAUGAGAAAUGCAUUAUACACGUAUUCGGAGCAGGCACCUAAAUUAAGCUGAUCAAAGGGUCCAAUAAAUAAAAUUUUUUAAACUAUACGUAUAAAUAAAAAAAAUAAUGACAAAUA